Bradysia coprophila is the source of this 976-nucleotide messenger RNA. RefSeq names its product synaptogyrin (gene Syngr). Gene Ontology annotation, cellular component: neuromuscular junction; synaptic vesicle membrane. Lineage: Eukaryota; Metazoa; Arthropoda; Insecta; Diptera; Sciaridae. The record is from RefSeq and is a predicted model, not a curated record.
AGAAUUUUUUAUAUAUAGCGAAAAGUACGGUGCUGGUGGUCGUGUGUGUUGUGUUCAAAUUUAGAGCUAAAUAUUUUUAAAGGAGCAAAUAAAUAACGAUAUAAAUUCUGAAAAUGGAUGUUGGCGGUGCAUUCGGUGGUGGUAAAGCAGGAGCUCCAUUCAAUCCAAUCUUAUUCGUUCAAAGACCUCAAGUUUUCCUAAGGGCAUUAUGCUGGUUAUUUGCAAUUGUUGUGUUCGGAUGCAUAUCGUCGGAAGGCUGGACUGUUAUCGACGGCAAAGAUUCUUGUCUGUACAAUGAUAAUUCGAAUGCAUGUAACUACGGUGUCGGAAUUGGUGUGAUUGCAUUCCUAGCCUCAAUGGGAUUUAUUGUCGGUGAAUAUCUGUUCGAACAAAUGUCAUCGGUUAAGACGAGAAAGCACUUCGUUCUCGGAGAUUUGGGAUUUUCAAGCUUGUGGGCAUUUUUAUAUUUUGUUGGAUUUUGCUAUCUCACCAAUCAGUGGGGAAAGGCGAAGGAACCACCAAACGGAUAUGGAGUUAAUAAUGUACAAGCUGCCAUUGUAUUCUCUCUGUUUUCAAUUGUGACCUGGGCUGGUUGCGCUUGGUUUGCAUAUCAACGUUACAAGCAAGGAGUCGAUGCUGCCUUCGCUCCUACAUAUGAAUCAGAUCCCACAGCCAAUGCAUACUCAAGUUAUCCGGUCGGUAAUGUUGAAUCUGAACAAUACAAUGAACCGCCGUUUGGCCAGCAACAACAACAGCAACGAGGUGAAUAUCCAGCACCGAAUUACUAAAAAGAUUUUACGUUAAAUUGACUGUGUCAUAAAGAAUAAUUUUGAUUCAAAAUCAUUUUGAAAUGAAAAGUUAAAAAAAUAAUUUCGGAGGGGCACAAUUAAGAUAAUAAAACAAUUGUGUUACACCGCCAUAUAAUAAUAAUAAUAAUGCCGUGAGUUUAAAGAUAAGGAACAUGAUAUGGUAAGAC